Messenger RNA from Bufo bufo (common toad), 456 nucleotides. It is a transcript of the gene SPMIP2, whose product is annotated as chromosome 2 C4orf45 homolog. The transcript has 4 exons. The record is from RefSeq and is a predicted model, not a curated record. Lineage: Eukaryota; Metazoa; Chordata; Amphibia; Anura; Bufonidae. Bases 1 to 456 code for a protein of 151 amino acids.
AUGUCCUGCUACCGGCUGACAGGAAAGAGGAUGCUGUACACAGGCCCUGACUAUAAGACAGAUUACAGGCCAAAACCUCCUGAUUGCACCAGAUAUAUUGGAGAAGGGAUGCCAUCUGCUGAAAACACCAGUGAUGUGGAGUAUCUGUGUCGGCCUGCACCAAGCACUCCUGCCCCGCUGCCUAAAGACUGUUACGUAGGUGGAAUAGGCUGGGGAGUGUCUGAGUUCAGCUUCCUAAACAGAAGUCAGAUAUGUAGUAAUCAUCAGAUCAAGAUUGGCGAAUUCCGUAGAGACUGUGAAGAUAAAAUAACUCACAGAUAUCAAAAUCCUUGGCACCCUCUGCCACAUAUUCUAGAUUCACAAGGAUUUGGAUCGCGGGCAACACUUGCAUGGACUCAAGACAGAUAUAUUGAUUACUGCUAUGCUACAUCAGAGUGGGCACCACAGAUUGAAUAA